CACACACCUUCCCUCCUCCCCUGUGUUAGGGGCAAGAGCAAGAGUCACACGCUCACUCACACUCACACAGGUACACAGGAUACUGAGGUUGACUGAGAGAUAGACAGGGACCAGAGAGAGAGAGAGAUAGAUAGAGAGAGAGAGAGAGCAGCAACUGGUGGCUCACACACACACACUCCAGGCUUCCAAGGAGGGCACGGACAUCCAACCCAUAUGUGUGGCUCCUCUCAAGGCUUCACAGCCUCCUCCUCCUCCGCUCAGUGCACCACAGCCAUGUUGACCCCAGAAAGGUCACUGCAAAGCGCCGGGGUCGCCGCCGCCGCCACAACGAUGCCAGAGUCACAGGAUGUCGACAUGACCUCCUGGAGCGAGGUGGACUUUGAGGAGAAGUGCACUUACAUGGUGAAGGACCAGCCUCUGGAGCAAGCGUCCGCCGACCACGGGAGGACGCGAGCCGAGCGAUCCCUCCCCAGAAACCUGGCCCUGAAGCGCGGCCACAACUCAACCGAGGUGCUCGGGGUGAGCAGCAAGGAGCUGAUUCCUAAGGGGACGCGUUUCGGCCCCUUGGUGGGGGAGAGCUACACCAGUGACAUACUGCUCACGGGCGCCGACAGGAAGUACUUCUGGAGGGUGUUCUCGGAGGGGCACCUACACCACAUCCUGGACGGCCUGAACGAGGAGCGCAGCAACUGGAUGCGCUACGUCAACCCGGCGUGCAGCGCAAAGGAGCAGAACCUGGUGGCGUGCCAGAGCGGUUUGGACGUCUACUUCUACACCAUCAAACCUCUUCAGCAGGGCCAGGAGCUGCUGGUGUGGUACUGCUCGGAGUUUGCCCAGCGCUGUAACUACCCUCCCCUGGGCCAGCUGCCAAUUGACAAUAAUGAACAGAGUCGGGCGCAGGAGAAGACGACGGCGAAACGAGGACACAGCGUUUCGGAAAUCCUCCGAGACGGGCCCUCCAGGUCCCUGACUACCUGUCCCAGACGUCUGGAGAGUUAUUUGUCUCCGGCAAACCGCUCGGCAGUUUUUCCCUUGUGUCCUCGUGUUGUCUACCCAAUCCAGACCACCUCAGAAUCCAUCCAAGGGCACAGAUACGCGCCUCUGCCCCCCCUGCCGACCUGCAGCCCGUCUGCUGCCAAACGUCCAGCUCUGAGUCGCCCUGUCCCCUCAAUGGUGCACUUGAGCUUUCAGCACAGUCAAGGCCCCGUUGCAGCCAAACCUUACCACGAGCCCACCGCGCCCGACCCCGCUCUGAGGCACGCUCCCUAUUAUCUGCCUCACUAUUCCCUCGGCCCAAACAGCAUUCUACCUCAUCCGUACCCUUUCUGCAGUGAUCGACUGAAACCACACGGGACACUCUCAUCUCAUCUACUACCAUUUGACAGCUACGCACACCUCCUCCGUCCUCUAGCCAAGAGACACAAAGACUUGUCCCUUGCACAAUCCGCCAAACGAGACCUCAUUCUUUCACAGAGCAGGGAACACAACAACAAAAAGGACCUCACAUCCAGCUACCUCAGGAUCCCCUCAGACGACCUCACUGUACCCACCACAUCCGGGGCCUCAUCCAUGGUCACCUCACUCCGUGGAGCAUUGCCCUCCCUUGCACCCGGAGGAUGCUCACCGCUGGUGGGCAUGCCGGCAGACUGCCUCCCUUCCAGACCCACCUCUGCUUCUCAGGGCAACGCAGAGGUUGCGAUCGACCUCAGGAAGACCAGACGAGGAGGGCAGAUCAUCGGCUACAAGACUCUGUCGUACCCUCUCACCAGGCAAAACGGAAAGAUCCGGUAUGAGUGCAACGUUUGUGGAAAGAUCUUUGGGCAGCUGUCCAACCUCAAGGUUCAUCUGCGAGUUCACAGCGGCGAGCGUCCCUUCGGGUGUCAGACCUGCAACAAGACCUUCACUCAGCUGGCCCACCUGCAGAAACACUACCUGGUUCACACUGGGGAGAAACCACAUGAAUGCAAGGUUUGCCAUAAAAGAUUCAGUAGCACGAGUAACUUGAAGACACACCAACGGCUGCACUCGGGGGAGAGGCCUUACCAGUGCAAACUCUGCCCGGCCCGCUUUACUCAGUACGUCCACCUGAAGCUCCACAAACGCCUCCACAGCGGGGAGCGACCUCACCGGUGUCCCCACUGCCCCUGCGCCUAUCUCCACUACUGCAGCCUCCAGGUGCACCUGCAGGGCUUCUGCCCGCUCUCUCCCUUGGCCUCCCACAGACACUCGCCAGAGGAGCUGCACCGCGUCAACGCCGAGAUCCAGAGGUUCGACCUGAGCGAGGCGGCGGACCAGCUGGAGGCCAUGGCCGCAGAGGCCAAGAUGGACAAGGGGAAUGUUAUCGAUUUAAUACAGAAGAUGAAGACUUGCACCUCGGGCCACCAGGGGGACGUCAGAGGGGAGACUGAGCUGAGCCUCUGCCAAUCAGCGGAGGAGUUUUCUGGUGGACAGAUGCAUCAUGGGAACCAUUUACCUCUGCAUCCAUCCAGCAUCAAGCUGGAGUCAAGCUGCAUAUCAGAGCCGUGAGACUGCCUUGCUAAUCCAGCCAUAUAAUCCUUACAGGUCAACUCAGCAGCUGUCUGUUACUGCCCUAUUUGAAGUAAAGCCUUAUCUCAAUCAUGGAGUCCCAGGCCCGAUACUCUACAGAAACUGUAGCACGUGAAGAAUCAAAACUUUAUGGCCUUUAACCCUGCGACUUUAUAGAUUUAAUGUACACACCUUCCCUAAUUUAUUCUGUUACUACUAUGAAUCUAAAAUGUAUAAAAAGACAGAUUUGUGCCAUUUUCUGAAAUUUUGUUUUUUUGUAUAACACAUGAUUAUGCAUAAAGAAAAACUUGUUUUUAAUUUGUGGUUUCACUGUGUGAGUGUUUCCGUUUGCGUAUGUGUGCCUAUGUAGGUCUACCAAUUAAAGCCACAAUUACAGGAGAGGCAUGACUAUGCAGCGUUGACGAGGUGAAACCUGAGAUGUUUGUGUGUAGGGUAUAUGUGCUCUCCUUUGUGUGAGUGCUGGUGACGUAGGUAAACAUCCUGUUAUGAGCUUUGGAAUACUCCACGCCAGUGUCAGACCCUUCACCCUGGAAAAAAACCCACUCAAAACAACCAGCAUGACACAGUUACAUCCACUGUCAAUAAGAUCCAGCUGCGAACUUUCUCACACUCAUUCUGUAUUUAGUUUCAGUAUUAAUCAGAUGACGUAAAUCAGAACAACGAAGCAUGACUCCACGGUUUAUUCUGAGUUAUAGAAGCACAGAUGUUAGAAGACUUCCCAGUAUAGCUCUUCUCAGAAUGAGAGCACAAACUGUAAAGGAACGAAAUUGACAACGACUUGAUAAUAUACAAAAACUGAAUUAGACUGACUUUCUGUUGCACUGUAUCAUCUCUGUUGGUCUCAAUGUAACAUGCAGGACAUGAGUCAGCAGGUCGGGUCAGUGACCAUCAGCUGCUCUGGACGUCACUCUUUCACUUUCCUGCAAGAAAUAAAACAACGGAAGAUAAUGUCCCAAAGGAUAUCAGGAAAAAGACCCUGACCUCUGACCUCUGACCUCUCUUCAGGAGGAAAUAGUAUCCACCAUCUCCUCCAGAGUUUAUGGAGGAGAUGGUGGAGUUUAUGUAGAAGAUUUCACAAGAACAACUCAACAGAUUUCCACAAAACUUGAUGUAAGGAAGCAGCAUGGGUCAGGGAAGGACCAAUUUUGUGAGACUGGGCUUUUCUUUAUUAUUAUCAAUCAAUGGAUCUUGAAUAUUUGGAGAACUGAAUUGUGAGUCUAAUUUGGUAUUUUUUUUAAUUAUUGUUGAUUGUUAUCAUUGUUGUUAUUACUAUGUAGUUGUUGUUAUUAUUUAUUAUUGUAUUUCUUAUAAUAAACAAUGAGUUGAUGUCCA
Molecule: messenger RNA, 3879 nt
Organism: Pleuronectes platessa (European plaice)
Lineage: Eukaryota; Metazoa; Chordata; Actinopteri; Pleuronectiformes; Pleuronectidae
Gene: prdm1c
Product: PR domain containing 1c, with ZNF domain
Biological process (GO): regulation of transcription by RNA polymerase II; cell fate commitment
Cellular component (GO): cytoplasm; nucleus
Molecular function (GO): histone deacetylase binding; RNA polymerase II cis-regulatory region sequence-specific DNA binding; DNA-binding transcription repressor activity, RNA polymerase II-specific
Source: RefSeq, a predicted model, not a curated record